Aplysia californica (California sea hare) is the source of this 4114-nucleotide messenger RNA. RefSeq names its product trithorax group protein osa. Lineage: Eukaryota; Metazoa; Mollusca; Gastropoda; Aplysiida; Aplysiidae. The record is from RefSeq and is a predicted model, not a curated record.
CACACGCACACACACGCUCUAUCUUCCCGUUACUCCACCACGCCAGUCGGCUGGAGAACCAACCACCUCGCUGCCUCGCCGGCUUUACCACCACCAUUCUUCUCUGGGAUUAUUGCCAUCAAUAUUAUUAUUAUCAUUAUUUAAUAUUAUCACUGCUGUUGUUCUUAUCGCUAAAUGCCGUGGAGGUUGUGAGCGCCAUUGGUAUUGAUUCCUUGUGAGUAAAGUGCUGGGAUUUAGUGAGACGAUUCUUGUUUUUCUCGACGACAACAACAGCAACGACAACGACAAGGCAAGGCCGGAGCGUGAGUGAAGGUGACGGACAAACGCUGAACACCGAACGAUGACGGAGAGAGAAUGCCGGAGCUGAGCUGUGCAGACUUCCAGCAUGGGACAGUACAACUCGACAGGCGCUGAAGGCUCGGGGCCAGGAGCACCCACCGGCCCCCCAUCCUCCCUGACCUCUAUCGCGCGGAGCCAGGAGAGUCUGGAUGAAGCGGCCAGAAAUGCUGCCACGCUGGCCGCCUCAUGGCGAAGUCAUGGGAUCUUCGGAGCCUCCCUAGCCAGCCGGCCCGACACGAGAGAGGACUCUGUGGUCGGGGCUGGCCGCCCGGUGGGGCGGGCUGGGGAGACCACGGACACCAACAAGAUGUCCAUACGGGCUGCCAUAGACACCUACAUUGAGAACUGUCUGUCGCAGCAGACCAACGACAUGUCGCCGCCCUCUGAGAGCAGUGGUCCGUCUCAGGCCUCUGGUCAAUCCGACAGCAGCGGAGACAACACCCGGGACUCAGAGGACCCCCGGCCCAAAGAUGCCACCGCAGCGGGAGGUGACUCCGCCCCUCCGGCCAAUACCUCUAGUUGUGAAGAUGGCUCUAGUCACAGCAGACAGGUGGUUGGGGAUACCACUAAAAGUUCGGAAUCCUCAUUUGCUAAAAGCGAUGUUUCACAUGGAGGUACGGGUAAGCCUACACUGGAGAAUGCCACAGAGCCUGGGUCUGACUCCUCUAAAGAGAAGUCUGGCAAUCCAGAUGGGAAGGCAAGUCAAGGACGCACACCGGGAGAUUCUGUGGCAACUCCAGAGGAGAAAAAGACAGACGGGAUGAAUUCUUGUGGGGAUGUUCUCGCGCCUUCCAGUGUGAAAAAGGUUGGGGAUAGUAGCAGUCAUUCGGGUCAUUCAGCGGAGCGUCAAAAGAGUGGGAGUGAUUCAAAGUUCGGAGCGGGGGACAAACGGGAUUCUACUUCCCCCAUCCUCGGGAAGGAUGACUCGGCGAAAAAUUCUCCCCAUCACCCGUCAUCAGGACAUCAGGAGCCGUCAGCCAUCUCCACUCAACCCCACUCCGUGGCAGCUGCCACACAGAGGUCUUCCCCUCCCAUGAGACUACAAACUCUGAUUGACAAAGUUCUGGAUAAAUCCUUACAAGACCCCCUACCCCCCUCACCUCCGGAGGUGACUAUUAAAUCUGAAAAAUCUGAAAAAUCGCCGUCUCAGGAUAGCAGCACAGCUCAGUCAGAACCAGACGUUUCUGUCAUAAAGAUGGAGGGGCCAAAAAAAGCCACAACGUUGUGUUUCAAAGACCAUCUAGAAAGAAUGCUAAUACAAAAUUUUCUAACAUACGAGGAAGAUGAGAAGAAGGAGAAGACAAAAGCGGAAGCUGCCCCCUCAACAAGAGUGGUGAAAGUUGACUCGGAAGUGGAGAAUAAGAAGGAGGACAGUGGUACGUCAUCAGCUCACAAGUCUGGCUCUGACAGCACCAUCAGCGUACAGGACAUCGUGGAUCGCGUCAUCUCCGAGACCGAAGUGGUCAGUAAGCUGAUGACGCCUGGCGACGCUGCCAAAUCCUCAGCUACAGGGAGCAAGGGAGGUGAGUCUGGUAGUGGUCAAUCCCCUGGUGGGGUCUCAGCGGGCUCUCAUUCGUCGCUGGGUUACGUGAGCAAACCAAACCGGAAUCUGAUGGAGCUGCAGAGACACUCAGUGAACAAGGAACAUCAGUCCAGCACCAUGGGACGUAAGCGUGGACGGCCGCGCCUGGGAAGUCCCAUCAACAGCUCGGGCAACUGGGCGCUGGACACGGCCAAGGACAUGAAGGCCAAGGCUGCAGCUGCUGCCGCCGCCUCCUCUGGCUACCACCACCACAACAACCCGCACGGUGUGGAGUACCGGGGCUCUCAGUCUGGGCCCGGCGGUCACCACCACCCAGCGGACGUGGGACUGUCCCGUGGUGGAAGCAGCAACAACACCCACCCGCCUCCCCCUCCUCCCCACGCCCGCCUUACACAAGGCCCACCACCUCUAGACUUUGCUCCUCAUGGCUCUUUACAGCACGGGAUGUCAGGAAAGGCUCUGUUAGCCGCCGCCCAUGGCCCCUCCCACUCUUCACCUUACCACCCCCACAUGUCACCUCAGAGACAUGCUCACCCGGCGGCAAACUCACCCUCUAGUAAACACCCUCCUCCAGUUAUCUCAACGGCAUCAUCGUCAUCAUCAACAUCAUCAUCGUCUUCAGCCCCCUACUAUUCUCACCAGAUCCCCGGAGAGUCAUCGUUCCAUGGGCGUGGUCCCAGCCAGCACCUGCCCAACCUCCUGCUGGGACAUCCUUCCCGCCACAUACGCCCACAGCAGCUUGCAGGACACCCGCCAACCUCCAAGCCCCCUCCUCCUCUCAUCCUGGCUGAGCAGAUCAGUGAGAGUCUAGGCAGUGGAGGUCGAGAGGGUGGUGGUGGUGGUGGUGGUGGGGGCGGCGGUGGAAGUCGGCUGGUUCCAGUCUCCCACAUCCCCACCAAGUCGUGUUCCUGCCACAGCUGUGUGGCCCACUUCUCGCGGGGGAAAUCUCCACCUCACCCACUGACCCACCCAUCAUCUCACCCCCCCUCCCUCCCCCCUCACCUCAAACAAUACCCAUCAGUACACAAAGCGGAGACAGAUCCACCGGAUCCAAACCUGCGCCAUGGCCAGUCUCACGUACCGCACUAUCACCCUUACCAAAACUCGUCUCAGUCAGCGAGGCGAAACUCAAAGGACUACUACCCUGCACAAGGUCAGCCCCCUCCUGCCACUGAGUCUCUCCGUCCGGUCAUUGCCGUGUCCGGUCAAGGUCUUCCUCCCCAGGCCAUUAUCCCCAGCUACAUUGCUGCUCAAAGGCCUCGCCCAGAGGGCCCGAACCCAGGCCCCCCACCACCUCCACAACCAAACCCAGCGUUAAGCAGAGAGGCUCACUCUCACAACCGCUACAUGGACCACCGAGCUCAGAACCCAUCACCUGGUCACUAUCCGGGCUACAGUGGUCACUCCUCAGGUCCUGCACAUGGCGCGCCUUCGUCCAAACCUCCCUCGACACAUGCCAAGUACAUGGACGGGGAGAAAUCAACUAGAAAUAUCCCACCCCCGAGCCACCACACAAGUAUCUACGAGACAAACUUGUCCUCGGCGCGGAGCCUCAGAGACAAAGUUCCUCAGCAUGUCAGUCAGGAGGCCUCCAAGCAUGGCCACACUUCCUAUGCGCCGCCCCCAGCUGCUGCCAAUCAGGACAGUGACCAGCCUCUUGACCUGUCGACUAAGCCAAGCCCUGCCCACCGCAAGGACACACGGGUCAGAGAGACGGAGGUGUUGAGGGCUGAAGUACCCGCGUACAGGGGGAAUCCUGGCUACAGACGGCCAUCAGGGGAAGUGACUCCGUCCAACGAACGUGCCCACAGCCAAAGUCCGUACAGAGAGCAGGAACAUCGGCAGCCAUCUAGUGGUCACCAUCUACUCAGGUUGGAGAACAGUGUGGACAGAUAUUUACCUCAGACCCAGAGUGCACCUCACAGCCAGCACCAUCAAGGACUUCACCCUCAGGAUGCUCCAGGGCCACACCAUGCCAGCUACCCCAGCCACUACCACCACCCCCACCCACACCAGCAGCAACAUCCGCCAUCAUCUCUACCGCAGCAGCAUCACUAUCAACAGCAGCAACAGCAUCCAUCAGCGCCACCGCAGCAGCAGCAACAGCAGCAUUCCCGGCUGAGUCCUCACCCAUCUCCCCACCACCUCCACCCACACCACCCUCACCAGAGCCGCAGUGAUACCUCUCGAGUGUCCAGUCUAGCCCCACCCCCCUCCCCCCAGAACCGCAGU